GAGGAACCAUUGGUGCCAUCGUCGCCAAGAGAAUGGAGGUGACAGAUCUCCCACAGAUGGUCGCCUUGUUCCACAGUCUGGUGGGUAUGGCCGCCGUCCUCACCUGUAUCUCCAACUACAUGACCGAGUUCACACACUUUGCCACCGACCCCGCAGCCGGUGCUAUCAAGUCUGCCCUGUUUUUUGGUACCUGGAUUGGUGGCAUCACCUUCACUGGCUCUCUGGUGGCAUUUGGCAAGCUGCAAGGUCUCCUGAAGUCCGACCCUCUGUUGCUGCCGGGCAGACAUCAGCUGAAUCUUGGCCUGCUUCUGGCUAAUGUGGCAGCCGCAGGGCCGUACAUGAUGAGUGCCUCGUACGGAGUAGGUCUGGGCAUGUUGGGAGCUACCACCGCGCUCUCCAGUAUCAUGGGCGUCACACUGACAGCUGCUAUUGGAGGUGCUGACAUGCCAGUGGUGAUCACAGUGUUGAACAGUUACUCUGGCUGGGCUCUCUGUGCCGAGGGCUUCAUGUUGAACAACAACCUCAUGACCAUCGUAGGCGCUCUCAUUGGUUCCUCUGGAGCUAUCCUCUCCUAUAUCAUGUGUGUGGCCAUGAACAGAUCCCUGCCUAAUGUUAUCCUGGGAGGCUACGGCACGUCUUCCUACGCGGGCGGGAAAGCCAAGGAGGUAACGGGCACCCACACAGAGGUCAAUGUCCAGGAGACCGUUGACCUGAUUACCGAGGCGCAGAACAUCAUCAUCACCCCCGGUUAUGGUCUGUGUGUCGCCAAGGCGCAGUACCCUGUCGCUGAGAUGAUAGAACUGCUCAGGUCCAAGGGGAAGAAUGUGAGGUUUGGAAUUCACCCUGUGGCAGGUCGCAUGCCAGGCCAGCUGAACGUGUUGUUGGCAGAAGCCGGCGUAGACUACGACAUCGUACUGGAGAUGGACGAAAUUAACGAUGACUUCCCAGAGACUGACCUUGUCUUGGUGGUGGGUGCUAACGACACCGUCAACUCUGCCGCUGAGGAAGAUCCCAACUCCAUCAUUGCUGGCAUGCCUGUUCUGAGAGUGUGGCAGUCUGGACAG
Messenger RNA from Lingula anatina, 1064 nucleotides. RefSeq names its product NAD(P) transhydrogenase, mitochondrial. Lineage: Eukaryota; Metazoa; Brachiopoda; Lingulata; Lingulida; Lingulidae. Gene Ontology annotation, cellular component: mitochondrial inner membrane. Gene Ontology annotation, biological process: NADPH regeneration; proton transmembrane transport. Gene Ontology annotation, molecular function: oxidoreductase activity; NADP binding. The record is from RefSeq and is a predicted model, not a curated record.